Messenger RNA from Phialemonium atrogriseum, 1128 nucleotides. RefSeq lists its product as uncharacterized. Gene Ontology annotation, biological process: transcription initiation at RNA polymerase II promoter. NCBI's taxonomy places the organism in Eukaryota, Fungi, Ascomycota, Sordariomycetes, Cephalothecales, Cephalothecaceae. The transcript has 4 exons. The record is from RefSeq and is a predicted model, not a curated record. Gene Ontology annotation, cellular component: nucleotide-excision repair factor 3 complex; transcription preinitiation complex; transcription factor TFIIH holo complex. Bases 1 to 1128 code for a protein of 375 amino acids. Gene Ontology annotation, molecular function: ATP binding; 3'-5' DNA helicase activity; hydrolase activity.
AUGUCUUCCAAGCGCAGGGCGACCUCGGCCGUCGAGGGCGCCACCAAGGCACUUAUGGCCUCUAGGGCCUCCACUUCAGGGCCAGCGACGCAGCGCGGCGAUAGUAGCGACGACGACUCUCAGGAGCUGAGCAACCAGCCGAACAAACUCAAUAAAGCCAUCGCCGGGGACACUCAGACAUUCGACAUCAGCGCUUUCCCAUACCUACUCCCGCCCAGCAUCGUGGACACAGCCUCGGGCUUCCUCCAGCCCAAGCAGGAGCGAGACUUCACCACCCUCCCGCUAAAGCCCAACUACCACAAUUGGCUGCUGCGGAUCGAUGGUUGGUGGGGGUUUGGGGGGGGGGGGCUCAUCCUCGAGAGCUUCCACCCGCUGGCGCCUCGGGUGCAAGACUUCCUGAUUACGAUUGCCGAAUCAGUACAUCGUAAUGCUCUCGAUCGAUUCCUCAAGAACCAGAUGCCUCCUAAUGUCGUCGAGUACAUUAUGCGCUGUGGCAAGAGCUAUGGCAAGGUGAAGAUGGUGUUGAGGGAUAAAAAGUACUUCGUCGAGACGGCGGAUCUAGAGGGCACCCAAGAAAUUCCCACCACAAGCGCUCCGACCAUGGCCGGACUCACCAUCGCCGGAACGAAGGAGGCUGCCGGUAUGCGCGAGGCCGCAGGGCUAGACAAGAGCAGACUGAAAUGGGACCAGACGGGACAAGAUCCCACGGCAGAGAAGGUAUACGGUGCAUUAGGCGAGGGUGGUGACGAUGGCGGUGAUGACAAAGUCGGUACGGUCGCGCAACGAUGCCUGGCAUUACACUACCCUGCGCUUGAAGAGUACGAUUUUCGAAACGACCACAUCAACGCCAAUCUCGAGAUCGACCUGCGACCGGGAACUCAGAUCCGGCCCUACCAGGAAAAGAGCCUCAGCAAGAUGUUCGGCAACGGUCGCGUCAAGAGUGGCAUCAUUGUUCUGCCCUGCGGAGCCGGCAAACCUCGCGUUGGUGUCACGGCGGCUUACACCAUAAAAAAGGGAGUGGUUGUUCUAGCCACUAGCAACAUGUCGGUGAUACAGUGGAGGAACAAGUUUAUCAAAUGGUCCAAUAUCAACCUAGACAACAUUGCCAUCCUCUCUUCAGACAAAUAG